Tetrahymena thermophila SB210 is the source of this 4092-nucleotide messenger RNA. RefSeq names its product PAS domain S-box protein. The record is from RefSeq and is a predicted model, not a curated record. The transcript has 3 exons. Lineage: Eukaryota; Ciliophora; Oligohymenophorea; Hymenostomatida; Tetrahymenidae.
AUGAAAUCCUCUUAAAUAUUUUACUUCUUUUAACUCAAAGAAAGAAUAAUGAAAUAUUAUGAAGAUACUUUUUUCAAUUCAAAUAUUGAAAACUAAAAAAUUAACAUGAUGGAUGCUAUUUAUUUUGGUGAUAAAAUUAAUGCUUGCAAAGAAAAGCUUAAAUCUGUUUUAUUACAGAGUGGCCAAUUUUAUGAUUUACUUUGUGGGAAUUACAUCUCAUUAUAAUCUAUUGAAAUUUUAGCUUUGCCCUUGCUAAAGUAAAAGGAAGAUUUGGAUUCCAACUUGGUAGAACUUUUCAAAAUAAAUCCUAAUGACUUAGAUCUUUAAUAUUUAGCAUGCAUUUAUAUCUAAAUUUUAGAUUUUUAAAACAGAAAAAUACCUUAAAUUCAAAAAUAAGCAAUUGGUAGUUUAAAAUUAGUCUAAAAGUAAAAUAGAUUAAAAAUUAAUUAACUAAUUUAAAAUUAUUUAUCUGCUAAAAAUUGUGUUAUUUUUUCUUCUCUUUUGCAAAACACAUAUGCUAUCAACUUAGUUUCUAACUCUUUUUCUAAGAUUUUCGGAGUUACGGCUGAUUUAGUUUUAGGAAAGUAAUUAAAUAUAUUGAUCCCAAAUGCAAUUAAAAAAGACCACAAUAAGAUGAUAUAAAAUUUUAUUGAUUAAGAUUCAAUGAAUAUUAUUGAAAGAGGUGAAAGAUAAGUCUUUGCUAAAGACCGUGACGGAUUCAUUUUUCCAAUAUCGCUUAGGAUCAAGAUCGAAAUGCUAAAUGAAGAUAUUGGAGCUUGUAUAUUAAUUUAAAAAAUAAAUUAAUAAAAACAAUAUGUACUAUUUGAUGAGGAUGGGUAUGUCACUGAUUACUCUAAAAAAUUAUACAAUGAUUUAUUUCAACCUACAAUAAAGCAAGUUGAUGAUGAUCAAAAUAUUUUUAACAUGAUUCCUAGUCUUCAAGAUAUAAUAUAGAAAAAACAAAUGUAUACUCAAUUUUGCAGUGUUUUGAUUGCAUAAAAAUAGUAAGAUAAAAAAGUGAAAUCACAAAAUAUAUAAGAGCAUCUAAUUUAAACCCCUUACAAUAAUUAGACAUUUUAUUCGUUGAAUGACGAUGUAUUUAUAAUCAAAUUUAAAUUUUGUUAAAAUCAAACUAAAAUUAAUGUCAAAAUGAACUUCAUCGAAAUCGAUAACUAUGAAAAAGAAACAAAUCAAAGUAAAAAGAAAAAAAUAAUUGAAGAGUUAAAUAGGUAAUUAAUGUACAAAGAAAUACAAAAUAAUUUAAAUAAAAAUGUAUUUAACAGUAUUGAUAAUUUCAAUUAGGUUCAAUAAUAUUCAACUGAUAGGUAAACUUAUUAAAAUUUUGAGAGCAAUGGCCUUGUCUAAAAAAAUUAAUAAUAAAAUUAAAAACAAUCAAUAGUAAAUAAACUUAGAAGUUUUAAAUUUAAUAAUUAAGAUAUAACAGAAAGUGAAUAAAAUGUAACAACAAAUCUUGAAUAUAAGGAAGAAAUAUUAACAAAGUAUUUUUCUGAGUAAACUGAUACAAAUAGAUUUAAUUAAAGACAUGAAGUUUACGAAUGUUAAGGAGAUAGUAUAGAAUAGAUCAAUUAAAAUAGUGAUACCUAAGAUAUUACAUUAAAUAGGUAUAAAAAUAUAAACGAGAGUAAAUAAAUAGGGCUUCAUAAAAUGCUUUAAAUGUUAAAUAAUGAUAACACAAUUAAUUUUUAUACUAUUGAUAAUAACUAAUCAAACUUUAAUUUAUCUUAAUAAAAAUAUUCUACAAUUAUAAAUGAUUAAAAUGAAUCUAACCCAAUCAUCUCAGGAAAUUCAAAGUACUUUUUUGAACAAGGAAACAAUAAUUUUGAUAUUUCUUUAAAUUAAUUGCAGCAGAAUAAUAACAUAUCAGAAUAAAUAUGUUAGCAAUUUAAAUUUAAUAAAAAUUUUAAUGAACAUAAUGCUUUUGAUUUAGAAUCUUACUAGAAAACAAACUAAUGUACAAAUAAAUCCAUGAGCAUAGAAGAAAGUUCGUCAAAUAAAAAGAGCAAAAAAAGUAGAGAAGUUAUGGAAAAUGAAGAAUAAAAAAAAGAGUAAUAGAAUGAAAUAGCUAGCGUGAAUUCAAGUAAAUAUACUUCAGUAGAUCGCAUUAAAGGAAAAAUGAUAAAAAAAAUCUAAGAAAAGAUAUUUGCCAAAAGUUUAUAGAUAAUGGUAAUAGCUGGUUUUACUGCUUCAAUUGCUUUAAUUGCAGUUACUAUCAUAGUUUACUUAUAGAAUUUAAAUAGCCUAGAUAAUUUUGUUGAUUCUUUUUUAAAAAUUGAUGGUGCUAUUUUUUGUUUCAUCGAUGUUAUGAAAGUAUUAGCUUGGUCAAACUAUUAAGUUUUGUUUGGUUUUUAAGAUUUUAUUUUAGAUAGCUUAGAUUUGCUGAAUUAAGAAAAUAUUCAAGUUAGUUAUUAAUUAAAUUCCAUAAUUUCAGAUUAUAAUAAUAACUUUUAACAACUUGUAUUAAAUAAUAAUAGUUAGAAAUAGCUUAAUUAGCUAUAAAACAUUCCUUUUUUAAUAUAGAUAUAUCCUCCUUAUUUUUAUUACCCUUCUUUGGUAUAAUCAACUAAGAUUAUAUCUUAUUAUCAGAACUUACAAUACACCAUAAUGCAAUUUUUUUAUGAAAUCAUAUUUUAUAUUAUUAAUUACUAAGAAUAAUAAGAAAGUUUUAUUUGGGCAAAUAUUGUUCAAUUCAAAAACAGUAUGAUAGAUCUUUAAUUAAUUGUCGAGAAUUAUGCCUAAACAUAAUUUAACAAUAUGAACUAGUAAUAAAUUUCGGUUAUCACAAUAGUUGGUCUUCUUAGUUUUUUCAUGAUAUUCUCAAUAAUACCUUUGAAUACUUAUAUUUAGAUGAAAAGAGAAAAAAUGAUGAAACUGUUUGGCACAUUUUAACCACAAAUCCUUGAUUUUCAGAUUUAGUUGAUAGAACUUGCAAUUUAUAAAAUAGACAAAACUAAGAUGAUAACUUAAACUAAUAAAAAAGCUCAAUCAAGUGUUAAGUCUUCUAAAAAGCAAAAAAGUAUUUAUAUUAAAGACCUAAUGGAAUAAACACUAUAGUUAAAAUUAUAAAACAAAGAAGAUGCUUAAAACAAAAAUAAUAAUUUUAAAUAAACAGAUUUAAUCCCUAAGUAUAUUCAAAGAUAGUAGUAAUCUAGAAAUAGAUCAAUAGCUUCGUUUAAUAGCUUACCUAAAUUUAAUAUGAUAAUUAUUAUAUUAGGAAUAAUAUCAGUAGCACUACUAUGCAUCUAGCCUGCAUUGAAUAUUUUGCAAUUCAAGCCUUUUUAAACCGAAUCAAAUGCUCUUUUACAAGACAGAAUAGUAUUAAUUGACAUCUUCACGUUGCUUAUGGAGAAUUAAGCUUCUCAUAUGGAGUAAAUUUUAGCUUUAGCACAAUCUUAAGUACUUUCUACCACAUAUUAUUACACAUAUCUGAAGAAUCUUACGAAUUAGAAUGAGUAAACUAUUUCAUAAUUACCAAAUUUAACAACAAAUUUAGAAAUUUAAAGACAUAAUUAAAAUUUGUUUGAAAAUUUUUAUAAAAAUAUACUAAAUUAAGACGUGUGUUAAAUAAGAUAAAACUUUACAUAAUAUUUUAACUCAAAUGUGACUUAAGUAACAUGUGAGAGUUUAUAUAAUGGAGUAUUAAAAAGAGGAUUAAUUUUAUCAAUAAAAAGAGUAUUUCAAACGUAUGACGAACUGAUGGAAAUGUAUGUUAUGAAUGACUUUGGUCAAUAAAAUGACUUUUUUACUUAAUUCCAAAUUUAGAAUUCUUUUAUAAAUUUUAAGCUGUUAGUGUAAAUUAUAUCUGAAUCUGUAGACGCUAUAAGAUUAUAUUAAAAUCAGUCUUUGUAAGAUUAUAAAAGUGAUUUACAACAAACCUUACUUUAGUUGUUUGUUGCUUAAUUACUUAUAGUCCUAGUAGUAUUUUUGAUUGGUUGGCUAACACUCUUUUACAGUUUUGUGGAUUAAUUACAAAAAACUUAAAGCAUCUUUAAAGUUUUUCAUAUUAAUGUACUGUAUGAGAAUGAAUAUAUUCAAUAAUAUUUCAGAUAGUUGUAAUUAAAUUAAAAAAGUUGA